Molecule: messenger RNA, 3814 nt
Organism: Chara braunii
Lineage: Eukaryota; Viridiplantae; Streptophyta; Charophyceae; Charales; Characeae
Source: the annotation of a GenBank genome assembly
GUGUGUGAAGUCAAGUUUUUUUUAUUGUUUUCUUUUUUUAACAAGAAAGCAGCGACAGGGGCCUGUUACAAUUUUUUUUUGUUUUCCAAAGUUGGAAAGCAGCCUGCGGGGCCUGCAACGAAUUCCCCCCCCCUCCCCCCCCCUCCAUCUCUUCGUCUUCUUCUUCCUCUUCUUCUUCCUCCUCCUCCUCUUCAUCUCCCUCCUCUAUUUUAAAGGCACGAUGUCAGCGGGUCAGGGCGGCAGGGCCAGGGAGCCCUUCAGGGCUGUGAAAGGAGACGAGAGGGAAGAGUUGUUGCUCACGCAUGACAUAUGGCAAUGGGUCGACCGGGGGCACAAGAACGUUGGCAGGGCAACUGGGUCAUGGAGGAUGCAGUUUUGGUUGUGCUCCAAGGAGCUUGAUGGGGCCGUGAAUCGGGCCGUCAAUCAUUUCAUCCAACCAUCAAAUGGCGCCCGGUGCAAGCAUGUCAACGGGGAGAUUUUGUACGUCAUUUACAAGCCACAAGGAAAGAGCAAGAUCCCGCAGAAACUAUUGAGCAGACUGGAUGCCCACAUGCGGGAGCUUGGGUAUCCGUCCUCAACACCGACUGGAAUGGGCCAGGAAGAUGAGGUCGGCGAGGAUGGUUGUGAGGAGGAUCCUUUUGGGGAUGUGCCAUCAGCGGAGGGCAACAGGCUUGAGCCAACACCUGGAGGCGAUGGUGCAGCAGCGGAUCUCCCACCGCGACCUCCAAGCAGCAAUGCUUCCUGGCAACAGACAUUGAUGACCAGCUACUUGGUCGAUGUGCUGCAGAGGGAGAUGAAUCACGCAAUUGCACAAUUCUUCUACGAAAAUGCAAUUGUGUUCAAUGCAGCGCGCUCUGAUGCCUACAAAAAAGUUGAGAAGGUCAUGGGUGACGCAGCCAGGGCAAAGAAAGUGCUGACACUGCCAUCUUACGACAUAUUGAGGACUGACGAGCUACAGGGAAGCUACAAGAAGACUGACACCGACAUGGAUGAGAUCAGGUCCACAUGGCCUAAAACUAGAUACACUCUCAUGACGGAUGGCACAACCACAACCAGCAACAGGCCGGUGAUCAACUUCCUCGCCGGAGGAGACAAGGGUGCAAUGAUGGUGAAGAGCAUGGAUAUGGAAGGGAAGGACAAGUCAGCACCAGCCUUGGCUAAGAUGUGGGAGGGGGUGAUCAGGGAGUUGGGUGUGAAGAACAUCAACGCAAUAUGCACCGACUCUGCACAUGUCAACAUCUCUGCUAGGAACAUCCUUGCAAAGCAUCCAGACCCUGAAAUACGACAGAUCCCGUGGGUGCCUUGCGCAUGCCACAUUUGCAACCUCCUCAUGGGGGACAUUGCCAGUGUGUCGAGGAAAGGGAAGCAGAGGAGGGUUGAGGCGGCUGCACAAGGAGACAAGAGCAGUGGGAAGGCAUUGGAGCUCAUCACACCGGGAGAGACCCGUUUUGGAACUCAUUACCUUAUGCUGAAGAGACUGCAGCUGAUGGAGACUGUGUUGAUGGACACAAUGUGCAGCAGCGAGUGGGAUGCGGCCGCGUGGGAGAAAAGCAAGGUGGAACGGGCACGUGCAUGCAGGGAGCUCGUGCGCAGUGUGGAGUGGUGGAAGACAGUGGAUGAGGUUGUUAAACUGCUGGAGCUUGUUUACAAGUUCAUGUGGACCAUGGACAGCGAUGGCCGAAUGGGUCCUCACAUAUGGAGUCUUGCUGUCACUUUGGAAAACAGAAUGAAGAGUGCUCCUAUGGACGAUGACAUCAGGAAGGUAGUGAUGCAGAAGGUGAAGCAGCGCAUGGAGAUGAUGGCACUUCCUGUGCAUGCAGCAACACACAUGCUGCACCCUGCGAACCGUUCUGCUGAUCUAUUUGACAACCUUGAGGCCCCGGUUAUACACAACACUUUAGCCCACAUUGCGACGAUUUAUCCAGUUGGGACGCAAGCGUGCAAAAAAUGCUGGGAUUCACUGUUGAGCUUCCACCAGCGGGACCCGGAGUGGACGGGUGAGAACUCAGAGGAAUACCUGUCCAGCAAGAGGAUCUCGAUGGCACAAUGGUGGAUGACUUAUGGUAAGAAACACGUCAAGUUGCAGGGCAUUGCCAUCAAGGUCCUCAACAUGUGGACCACCGCAUCCCCGUGCGAGAGGAAUUGGUCGACAUUCGAUCUCGUGCACACCAAGAGGCGAAAUAAGUUGUCUCCUGACACGCUGGAGAAGCUCGUCUUCAUGCAUUGGAACACCAAGCUUCUUCGAAUGUCGCGGUUGAAGAGAGGUUACGUGAACACCGAGCGGCUCAGCUGGGAGACUCUGGAGGAUGUGGCCCCACAUGACGGAUUUAUGCAGGAUGGGGAGUACGACCCCGAGGACGUGGCGAGACGGGCUGCAAAUCGGUCGAGAGGAGGCAGUCACUUAUCCAAGGCAACGAUGCUUGACAUUCAGCCUAUUCUAUACGAGGUGGAGGAUGACGGAGCGUGGUUGGCUGCUCAGACUUACACACCUCCUCCGCUCAGACCGGACCGUGCCAGGGUGGUGGAGGAUGUUUUAGCGGAUUCGAACGAUGAGGAGGAGGAGGAUGAGAUAGCUGAUUUGCCUCUUCAGUGUAGCAGGGCGAGGAUAACCGCGUCACGCAGGGAGCAGGGAGAUGACAGUUUGGUUGGUGGUGUUACCGCUACUCCCACCACCCGGGUUGACGAAAGUGCAGUUGGUGGCGCAGGUUCUUGUGUGACCACUUCUAUUGGUCAUCAUGCUUCUGCAGCCGUGGCUGUUGGUGGGAGAUCAACAUUGCAACGUAGCACUUCAGACCUGUUGGUGGCACGAGUUCAGUUGCUGAUCGUGUUCAUGGGAGCACUGAAUCUGGCAAUUGGAGGGAGUUCAACAGUGGACGGUGGUGUUGCUGUUGGUGUGACCGUGAGUGAUACUGGUGCAGGUUGCCCUGGGGAUGCAGCGGAUCUGCCUGCAGGGAAGGUCAGUGCUGAUCUUGAUGUCGACAUGAGUGAUGCUGGCGGAGAGUGUCGUCGGGACAGCACCACCAUCCCACCUGCAGCAGAUGUGUUCGCUUCACUUAUCAAUUUCAUAUCCCCUGAAGAUUACACGAUUUCACCAUUGACUUCCCCCCUCCAAACGGACAGCGAGGACAACAAUCCACCUCGGGAAAGAUUGAGCAGUGUUGUCCCGCCUGUCCCACGGUUCGAUGAAGAGACCACACCCUCAUCAACUGCAGUACACAGGGGAAUGAGCCCAAGUGAUGUACAGCAGCCUGCGGUACAAGAUUGUGCAAGGAUUUCAUGGAAGAGAAUGUCCCCGCCUGAAAUUAACCAAGAGGUUGUGCGCACAGUAAAGAGCAUGGCUGGCCGGAAGAAGGGAUCGAAGAACAAGGAAGUGUCGAAGAAGAUGGAUGUGUCAAAGAAGAAGGACAAAUCAAAGAAAAGGGAACAAGAGAAAGAGAAGGACGCAUCAAAGAAGAAGGACAAGUCGAAGAACAAGGACGUCGGAGAAGGCCCCUCGGAUUCUGUUCGCCGACCAGUUGGCAGACCACGACGAGCUCGGACUGAGCCCGACCCCGACCCUUUGGAAAUGAAGAGAGCUAUCGUCAGAGCGGCGAAAGUGUCGAAAGCACUGAAAUUGAAGAAGAAAUUACAAGUUGCUAGCCAUUCGCCAACAAAACGGGGUAGAAAGAGGCGGAGGGUCGUGGAUGACGAUUUCGCUUCUUACUCAUCUACCACUCCAGCCUCCUCGACUUCAUCUUCCGAUGAGUCUUGCACCUCCUUUAGUGGCAGUGACAGCAGCAGCAAGUGAUACCUGUUUCGUAUAUGCCCUUAGAGA